Molecule: messenger RNA, 186 nt
Organism: Vanrija pseudolonga
Lineage: Eukaryota; Fungi; Basidiomycota; Tremellomycetes; Trichosporonales; Trichosporonaceae
Product: Mitotic-spindle organizing protein 1
Exons: 4
Coding region: 1-186 (61 amino acids)
Biological process (GO): mitotic spindle assembly; gamma-tubulin complex localization; microtubule nucleation by interphase microtubule organizing center
Cellular component (GO): interphase microtubule organizing center; gamma-tubulin ring complex; spindle
Source: RefSeq, a predicted model, not a curated record
AUGCCAGCAGACGACAGGCAAAAGAAUGCGCGCGAGACGCUUGAUACGUUGAACGACCUCUCGCAGCUCCUCCAGACUGGGCUCGACAAGCAGACAUUGUCCAUCUGCGUCGGCAUGCUCGAGGCGGGCGCGAACCCCGACACGCUGGCGGCUGUCAUCAAGGAGCUGCGCAAGGAGAAGGACUAG